AUUGUUGUCCCUGAUUGAGAACCAUAUUUAGGUAGCCUGUUUUCCAUUGUGUUUUGUGGGUGGUUAUUUUAUGUUUAGUGUCCUGUUGCACCUUACUGGACUGUUUGUUGGUUGUUUAUUGUUUUGUUUUCAGUGUUCAUUAAAAUAUGAACACCUACCACGCUGCACCUUGGUCCUCCUCUCUAUCUCCAGACGACAACCGUUACAACACCAUCACCGUGAGUAGGGACAACCCUGGCAAAGUAUUGUUCAACUGGAACAGCCACGUCUCCCUAACCCUCCCCAGCUCCUACUCAGACCUCAUCGGAGGGCUCUGCGGAAACUGGAAUGGCCAACGGAACGACAAUCUCCUCAAACCAGACAGGAGCCCUGCUAACACUCCAACAGUAUUCGGGGACAGCUGGAAAGUGGGGAACGACCCUGGCUGCUCCAGCAACUGUGAUGGCAAGAAGUGCCCCACCUGUGACAACAGCCUGAUGCUUGAUUACCAAACAGGGAAAUAUUGUGGCAGGAUCACAGACAAAAACGGUCCGUUCAAGUACUGCCACGCCAAGGUGGACCCCAGAGAGUACUAUGAGGACUGUGUGUUUGAUAUGUGUAUGUACCGUGGCCAUGCCUCUGCCCUCUGUAACGCCCUCAGCACCUACACCACCGCCUGCCAGGAUGCCCCUGCCAAGGUGCAACAGUGGAGGUCGGACAGCUUCUGUCUGUCUUCCUGUAAGACCAACAGUCCCUAUGAGGUGUGUGCCUCAGGCUGUGUCAUAAGAAAGUUCCGGUGAAGGAGUAUGCCUCAGACUGCCUCUAUGAUGUGUGUCUGAAUGAGGGUUGACAGGAAGUGUUGUGUGAGACCUUGGCUAACUACGUGGCCAAAUGUCAGCAGGUUGGGGCUGUUGUCUCACCGCUGUGGAGAAAGGCCUCCAACUGCCCCCUGGCUUGCCCAUACCACAGCCACUAUGAGCUAUGUGGCACUGCCUGCCCUGCUACCUGUGCCAUUCCCAAUGUCCUCGAGAUCUGUUCCAAAGUCUGUGUGGAGGGCUGCCAGUGCAACAAGGGUUACGUAACUUAGUGGUGAACAAUGUGUCAUCAAGGAGUCAGUGUGUGGCUGAAUGAAAAACUCAACAAAUAUGUAAAGUUUGGAGGCAAGAGCAUUUUACUUUUCAAAUAAACUCUCAUGGCUCCAAAAUAUCAUUUAAAAACGUGUCCAGGUUGUAGGCUAGAGCAUUUCGACAUAAAAUCGUACCUUAAAAUGACCUUCUGUAUGUGAUAACAUAUUAAGUCACUCUGGAUAAGAGCGUCUGCUAAAUGACUUAAAUGUAAAAUGUAAUAAUGUUGUGAGGGAUUAUGAGUAUUCAUGCAUGGAAUGGCUAUUGAACUCUGUAUUCAUUAUAAUCCCAGAAUUGUGUAUAACUAAAACUCAGAUCAUCUCUGUAUGUGUGUAUAUCUCUGUCUAUCCUUUACAACUUUCAAAAGUUUUGAUUUAAUCAGAUAACUCAACCUCUCAAGUAAUUAAUUCAAACAAAACUGUUGAGUGUUUUAAUCUUGAAGUAUAUGCCAUAUUACAGGGGGCAAAAAAGUAUUUAGUCAGCCACAAGUUCUCCCACUUAAAGAUGAGAGAGGCCUGUAAUUUUCAUCAUAGGUACACUUCAACUAUGACAGACAAAAUGAGAAGGAAAAAAAAUCCAGA
Molecule: messenger RNA, 1684 nt
Organism: Oncorhynchus gorbuscha (pink salmon)
Lineage: Eukaryota; Metazoa; Chordata; Actinopteri; Salmoniformes; Salmonidae
Product: IgGFc-binding protein-like
Exons: 4
Coding region: 147-779 (210 amino acids)
Source: RefSeq, a predicted model, not a curated record